GCUCUGACUUGGCAACGUUGGCGUUUGACUUGACUCACCCGGGCUUGCCUCUGCCAAUACGAGGUCUUGCCUGCUGUGGGGCAACGACCUCUGUCUUCAGUAAGGUGCACUUCACGUAUACCAACACCUACAUCACUUCGGAAUCCUCCACCACCAAUCAGCUUCAGUUUUAUGUCAACAACCAGCGCUCGCUGACAUUGAUGCAAAAGCCGACGGGAGUUUCAACCGGGAACGUUGGCGGAGCACUGCAUGGACUUUGGUAUGCUGACCACAUGUUGCACAUCUCUGACCGUCGGCUGAAGAAGAGCAUCCACCCCUUGGCCGCGGGCCUCGACGAGAAGGCCUCAGCUGCAGGUGCGUUCGCCAGUGACGGUCAAGGAGCUGCCUGGAUCCUGCGGCAGCUGCGACCGGUGUCCUACUACUUCAAGCGCGACACCGAAGCCAAGCAUCCGCGUUUCGGAUUCAUUGCGGAUGAGGUGGCGGAAACCCUGCCGGAGGUUAUCCAGGAGUCGACGGACGAGCAGAAGAUCAAGGGUAUUGCCUACCAGGAGAGCCAUGGAGAGCCAUGGAGAGCCUGA
Molecule: messenger RNA, 578 nt
Organism: Symbiodinium natans
Lineage: Eukaryota; Dinophyceae; Suessiales; Symbiodiniaceae
Source: the annotation of a GenBank genome assembly